AGCCUGGCGUGCAGACCUGGAAGUCUCGGCAUCACGAUGGGGUUCUCAUUAAGAUACGUAGUACUGAAACUACUGGCUUGUCUGCAAACCAUAGGUGUUCUUUGCUUUAUGCUUAUGCAGACCUUUUUCCUGAAACUCUUGUCAAUUUUCUUCCCUGGUUUAGCAAGGAAAGUUAUUUUAAAACUCGGGGAGAGGGUGACGAUGACCCAGAAUCCAAAAUUCAAAUACGAGGACUGGGGGCCUACAUUUUUUACUCUCGCCUUUGUUAAAACAGCGGGUGAACAUUUAUGGCUGUCUUUCGGACAAGAUGCAUUUGAGGGUUGUGAGGCUCCGGAUACGCCGGUUAUAACCCUGGGUGGUGAAAAGACGAGCAUUCACCGUUUUCUUAAAGGGAGUCGACCACUUGUACUGAGUUUUGGAAGCUGUACCUGACCCCCUUUCCUUUACAAGCUUGACGAGUUCAAGCAACUCGUCAGGGACUUCAGUGAUGUAGCAGAUUUCCUCGUUGUCUAUAUCGCUGAGGCACAUGCAACAGAUGGAUGGUCUUUUGACAACAAUGUUGACAUACAUGCACACAAGAACCUGAAGGAAAGACUGGCUGCAGCUGAAGUUCUGGUCAAGGAAGAUCCCCUGUGCCCAGUUGUCAUGGAUGAAAUGACAGACAUCACGGCCAUCAAAUACGGAGCUCUACCUGAGAGACUCUAUGUCAUUCAGGGAGGAAAAGUGGUGUACAAGGGGGCCAUGGGACCUUGGGGGUACAGUCCUCAGGCUGUGCGAGAAUUUCUGGAGAAGAUGAAGUAGAAGACUGUGGGUAUAAUCGACAUUUGUAUGUUUGAUUACUCCGGUUUCUGUCUUUCUUGUUGAUGGAUCACAUGUAUUCUAAUGUCUCGUCACAAUUUGAAGAGCUCUAGGUUUAUGUAUGAAAGUUGCAGAUCAAACCUUUGGUGUCUGUAAUCAGAUGUUUCAAAACAGAGAGAACUUCAGAAUGGGAUAAAGGCAUUAGUUUACCUCGGGGCACAUGAAGUGGUGUGCCUGCCACUUACUGAUAAUGUCCCAAGAUAAAUACUGCACACUGUUUACUUUUGCUGUUCAUACAGCCUUAUUGAUCCAAGCUUGUUUUUUCAUAUAUUGUCAAAAAUACAUAUUACAUCUUCUCAACGUGAUAAUAUUUUCCAAAGGCUCAGGAAAUGCUGUGAGAUUAAAGGUGUUGCUCACCUGUCCAAAGAUGUUAAUCUGAUGAUGUAUCCGGUUUGUAAACUGCAUUGUAUUGCAUUUUGCUUUGUACUUUUUUUUUGAACAAAAACAACAUAGCUGUUUUUUAUUAACCUCAUGCUAUAGCAAAUAUCUGCAUAACCACUAUUAUUCUCCUCUUUGCAAUGUGGUGAAUUCUAUGACUCAUUUUCUGUUGUAUAUGAGAGCUAUACCAUGACGGUUGUGGUGUAAAUCAUGGGCUCUGUAACCUGAUACUUUAAUAGUCUGUCAUGUACAAGAGAGCAUUAGAGCGUAUAAUUCACUGCAUUCGAAGACUACACUACACCCAUGAAGUCACUGUGUACUUUUGAGCAGCUGGUACUAUGUUAGAGUUCACAUUAUAAUAAAUGCAUGUGUCCAGAGAUUAUUUUACUUCAGUGUAUCAGUCAGACCAAUCUUGAGAUUUUUUUUUUCUUCAAGCGUACAGAUCAAAAUAUAUAUAUUAAGACAAAUAAACGUAAUGUUCCUAAGUCAAAAA
Molecule: messenger RNA, 1729 nt
Organism: Chanos chanos (milkfish)
Lineage: Eukaryota; Metazoa; Chordata; Actinopteri; Gonorynchiformes; Chanidae
Gene: dio1
Product: iodothyronine deiodinase 1
Exons: 4
Biological process (GO): thyroid hormone metabolic process
Molecular function (GO): thyroxine 5'-deiodinase activity
Source: RefSeq, a predicted model, not a curated record